AUGUAUGCAAUGAUAUGGCGCAAGACGUUCUGCGAGCUGGUGCGCGUGUCGGCGGCGGUGGCGGGCAUCGAGUUCUCGUACGCGGCCGAGACGGCGUUCGUGUCGCCGACGCUGCUGCAGAUCGGCGUGGCACACCGCCUGAUGACGCUGGCCUGGGCGCUCAGCCCGCUGGUCGGCUUCUUCGUGACGCCGCUGCUGGGGUCGCUGUCGGACCGCUGCCGCCUGCCCUGGGGCCGCCGCAGACCCUUCAUCGCGCUGCUCGCCGCCGGCGUCCUGCUCGGGCUGAUCCUGGUGCCCAACGGGGCAGACAUCGGGUACGCGCUGGGCGACCCCCGGCCCGCACCGUCACCCAGCCCCCCUGGAGCGCUGAACGCGACUCCCCCACUGGAGGUGGUGACCCCCUCAGAGUGGCAGCUUACCAACGCCAGCCUGGGGCCCGGACUCUCCACCACGGAGAGUCCCGCGGCGCUGGCCAAUGAGUCGUCGGUGGUGUCACGCAAGCCGCAGUCCAGCCACCCCUGGGGCGUCGUCUUCACCAUCCUGGGCACCGUCUUGCUCGACUUCGACGCCGAUGCCUGUCAGAGCCCUGCCAGGGCCUACCUGCUGGACGUCACUGUACCAGAGGACCACGCGCGGGGACUCAGCACGUUCACCAUCAUGGCCGGCCUGGGCGGAUUCAUGGGCUACGCCCUGGGCGGCAUCAACUGGGACGCCACCUUCAUCGGCCGCGUGCUGGGUGGACACGUGCGGGCAGUCUUCACGCUGAUCACAUUCAUCUUCGUGGCGUGCGUCACGUACACCGUGACCAGCUUCCGGGAGAUACCGCUGGACGUGCUGGAGGCGGACGAGGCUCGUCAGCAGCUGCACAGCCAACAGAACCAGCAGGGGAAGCCGGACAGCGCCGAGUACACAAAGAUAUCCACGGAGGCGUCGGUGAAUGGCUACGGAUACGGCAGCGUGUCGCCAGACUAUGCUAACCAGCCGCCCCCCGCCGCCCCCGCACCGCAGCAGGAGCAGCGCAGCUGGCUGCAGCCGCCGCCCACCGCCGAGACCUCCUUCAGCGCCCCGGAGCCGCAGGAGGUGAGCCCGCCACUGGUGACAGCACACGCGACGCCCUCGCUGGGACAGUACCUGAUGUCCAUCGUCUGGAUGCCCGGCUCCCUGCGCGUGCUCUGCCUGACCAACCUCUUCUGUUGGAUGGCCCACGUCUGCUACUCCCUCUACUUCACAGACUUCGUCGGCGAGGCCGUCUUUGGCGGCGACCCUCAGGCGGAGGACGGCACGAAGGCGCGCCAGCUGUACGAGGAGGGCGUGCGCUUCGGCUGCUGGGGGAUGUCCAUGUACUCGCUGUCGUGCGCCUGCUACUCCUUCAUCAUCGAGAGGCUCAUCAACAGGUUCAGGGCGCGCAAGGUGUACGUGGGCGGGCUGCUCUUCUACAGCGCCGGCAUGGCGCUCAUGGCGCUGACCAAGGGCCGCGUCGGCGUCAUCCUCUUCUCGUGGACGGCCGGCGUCAUGUACUCGACGCUCUUCACCAUGCCCUACCUGCUGGUCGCCCACUACCACGCCUCCGGCACGUUCUCGGUGUCGGCAACGGGGGAGGCGCUGCCGGGGUCCCAUGUGCGCGGCCUGGGCACCGACGUGGCCAUCGUCAGCUCCAUGGUGUUCCUGGCGCAGUUCGCGCUCUCCAUGUGCAUGGGCGCCAUCGUGAGCGCGGCCGGCACCACCACCGCCGUGGCGGCCGUCGCCUCGUUCCUCGCGCUCUGCGGCGCCGUCUGCGCCUCGCAGGUGAUGUACCUCGACCUGUAG
Messenger RNA from Schistocerca piceifrons (Central American locust), 1806 nucleotides. RefSeq names its product membrane-associated transporter protein (gene lovit). Lineage: Eukaryota; Metazoa; Arthropoda; Insecta; Orthoptera; Acrididae. The record is from RefSeq and is a predicted model, not a curated record. Gene Ontology annotation, cellular component: membrane. The coding region runs from base 1 to 1806 and encodes 601 amino acids. The transcript is spliced from 11 exons. Gene Ontology annotation, biological process: transmembrane transport. Gene Ontology annotation, molecular function: sucrose:proton symporter activity.